Penicillium psychrosexuale is the source of this 330-nucleotide messenger RNA. Its product is annotated as short chain dehydrogenase/reductase family protein. The transcript has 2 exons. Bases 1 to 330 code for a protein of 109 amino acids. The record is from RefSeq and is a predicted model, not a curated record. Gene Ontology annotation, molecular function: oxidoreductase activity, acting on the CH-OH group of donors, NAD or NADP as acceptor. Lineage: Eukaryota; Fungi; Ascomycota; Eurotiomycetes; Eurotiales; Aspergillaceae.
AUGGAAGCGAAGUAUGGUAUCGUUUUUACUGUGGCUUUGCUUGCUGGGCUCACCGUUACGCAUAAUGUGGUGGAUUACUUGGCGUCUAAGGCUGCGGCUAUUCCGUUCCACGGGGGACUUGUUGCUGAGCUGGCACUUUAUGUCCGCACUGUCCUUGCUACCCAAGGCUUUAUCAAAACCGAUAGUAUUGAAGAUUUGACCCUUGAGGAUACUUCGUUUAAUCCCCUGCUUCACCCUGCGACCAUUACCGCGGAGCUUGUUAAGCAAGCGCUCAAGGCUGGGUGUGGACAUGUUGUUGUUCCUGGAUCUGUUUGGUGGAUUGCAAAAUGA